Messenger RNA from Bactrocera latifrons, 1965 nucleotides. Its product is annotated as WD repeat-containing protein 78. Gene Ontology annotation, cellular component: axonemal dynein complex. Lineage: Eukaryota; Metazoa; Arthropoda; Insecta; Diptera; Tephritidae. Gene Ontology annotation, molecular function: dynein heavy chain binding; dynein light chain binding. The coding region runs from base 1 to 1965 and encodes 654 amino acids. Gene Ontology annotation, biological process: cilium movement. The transcript has 4 exons. The record is from RefSeq and is a predicted model, not a curated record.
AUGGCCAAAACUACGAGCGCCGCAAUAAAAAUGGACCCAAUGCGUGUGACGCUGGCGGAUAUUCAAAGAGGUAUUACAGUAAGUAAGCAGCUGGAUGACUUCAAAGCCUUUCCGACAACACUACACUGCGGUCGCUCCUUGGUGGGCUCGCCCAAACAACAGCCGCAACACAUUAAAGUAACACUUCGGAAGACCAAUGAAAUCCUACUCUACGAACAGCGCAGCCUCACCGCCUUGGCCGACACAGACGAAGGCAAAGCAGUCGCAGUGGACAAUGAACGCUACGAGUAUUUAACAUCCGCGCAGGGCAGACGACGACGUACCAUCAGCGCAGAGGCGCAAACUGGCGGCGUGCUCUAUAAAAGUCGCGAUGUGAAUACCGAAUACAUACGCACGGAUAAUAUCGCUUCGUAUGUGUCGAACUUUGAGAUGUUCGACACGUACAAGGACCUACAGACUACAACGAAAAGUGUUGCCAUUGAUGAGCACAAGAAAAUGGAGAUUACGACUUACAAAGUGGAGGGCAAAGAUACAUUUAUCGAUAUUAAUCGACAGCCGAGUUUCCGUUUAGCGCUCAUGUUGACCAUGCGCGUCUUAGCCGGCAAUGUUUACGAGCAACAACAACGACGCUUUCGUAAUAUGCGUCUGCCUGAUCCGCUGGCAGCGGAGGUACGCUACCGUUAUCGUAUUAAAUUGCUUUGGCAUUUUGAAUUGCCACAGACACUGGCCGGCGACACGAAGAAAGCGGUCGCUGAUCUCAGCUGGUGUCCACGCAACGGCGACAUACUCGCCGUGGCUUAUGGUGUCUACAAUUUUCGGGAUGACAAUGCAAAUGCCGAUGGUUGUGUUUGUAUUUGGUCCAUUAAAAAUCCCGUCAAUCCGGAGCGAUACUAUAAAUAUCAAUUACCCGUUAUGACGGUCGAGUUCUCACUGCACAAUCCACAAUUAUUGGCCAUCGGCUUAUCGGAUGGCACCAUCGAGGUGCUGGAUAUAACGAAACUCGAAUCCGCCGCCAUUGCAGUUACCGAUCGUCGCACCUUGCACAACUGUGAACCGAUUGUCGCCAUAAAAUGGAUCUCACGUAGCGAACUGGUAGGCGUCCAGUAUACCAUUGAACCGUUUUUAGCGCUGUCACGUGACGGAUCCGCAACAAAGUAUAGCAUUAUUAAUAGUCCACAAUUGCUGGCGAAUAAGCUGCUUUUGUUGAAUCGCAUUGAAGCGCAGCCGGAAGGUAUACGAGUGGAGCGUAGCUAUGAGCUGCUGCAGGCCAAUCGUCAUCCGCAGGGCUUAAAUCUCUGCUUGAGUCCCACACAGGAUGAUUUGUAUUAUGUGCUCACAGAGGAGGGUUGCUUAUACAAGUGCUCAACACAUUAUCCGCAGCAGUAUUUAACGGUACUGCAAGUGCAGGAGGCGGGUGCGAAUUCAAUGGAUUUUUCCCCAUGGUCGCCGAAGCUCUUUCUAACCUGCGGCAAUGAUUGGUCCAUUAAUAUUUGGCUAGACAGCAUUUUCGAGCCAAUAAUCUCACUAAAACAUCAUGAGGGUCCCAUACACUGCGCCUACUGGAGUCGCACGCAUUCCACAAUAAUUAUUUCAUUGUGCCGAAACUCGGUGGACAUUUGGGAUAUUAAACAAAGCAUACUCAAGCCGAUGUCGUCGACUAGCAUAAAUGGUGCGCAUUAUACGAGCUGCAGAUUGUCACUUUGCAGUCGCUCGUUAGCAGUUGGCAAUGAAAGUGGUAAUGUUCUAAUGCUUGCCUUCGAAGACAUGCCUUUUCCCGCCUACUAUCAAUAUGAUCAAUUGGAGAAAGCAAUAUACAAUCUGAUAACCAAUGAUAAGCAAAUGACGCAAAAGGUGAAAAGCCUCGGUUUCUUUGGUUAUGCCGAGCAUGUUAGAUAUCAGCCGAAGAAACGUCGCAGAAGACGGAAGAAAACACAAAAGGAUACAAAUUUAAGUGAUGAAAAUUAA